AUGGGCAGAAAGGUGUGCAUCUCUCUUGCCAUCCUCGCGCUUCUUCUGGUCGCUGGUCCGGGCGCGAAGGCUGCAACCUUCGCCGGCGGCCCCGCCAGCAUGGACGCGGCGGUGGCGAUGCGGCAGCGGAUGUCAGCGAUGAAGCUGGAGGACAGCGUGGCGCCGGAGCUCACGGUGGACCUGGAGGUCCACCGCCGCAUCCUCGCCAUCAACGUCGGCCAGAGCGCCCUGGACGGCAACAGGCCAAGCUGCAUCCAAAACUGCCCGGCGCGCGGAGACUCGUACACCGGCCGGGGUUGCCUGAAAAGGUAUGGAUGCAAUGGAGGAAGCUGA
This is a messenger RNA of Triticum turgidum subsp. durum (durum wheat), 333 nucleotides long. The record is from the annotation of a GenBank genome assembly. NCBI's taxonomy places the organism in Eukaryota, Viridiplantae, Streptophyta, Magnoliopsida, Poales, Poaceae.